UGAAAACAUAACCUAAUGUGGUGCUUCACCUCUAAACAUUUUUGUAUCCAAGAUCUUGUAGGUGGCCAUGAACCAGGAUGGAAAGCAGUGCCAACUAAUGAUCCUGAGGUUCAAGAUGCAGCAAAUCAUGCUGUUAAGUCCAUCCAGAAGAGAUCAAACUCCUUGUCCCCCUAUGAACUUCUAGAGGUCCUUCUAGCUAAGGCCAAGGUCAUUGAAGAUUAUGCCAGAUUUGAAUUGCUUGUGAAGCUGAGGAGGGGAAUAAAGGAAGAGAAGUUCAGGGUUGAAGUAAAUAAGUAUAUUGAAGGAAAGUUCUUUUUGAAUCAGUUUGAACAAGAUCACUCCUGAAUUUAGUAAUUAUUAUGUGUUAAAAUAAUUUGUGGAGUUAUGCUGCUAUCGUAGACAAUGUGAUCGACUAAUGGUCUUUUCUUCCAUUUUGGGUCUUACUUCUUCAGAUCUAUUUGAUUCAUG
Molecule: messenger RNA, 468 nt
Organism: Quercus lobata
Lineage: Eukaryota; Viridiplantae; Streptophyta; Magnoliopsida; Fagales; Fagaceae
Product: cysteine proteinase inhibitor 12-like
Exons: 3
Coding region: 16-345 (109 amino acids)
Molecular function (GO): cysteine-type endopeptidase inhibitor activity
Source: RefSeq, a predicted model, not a curated record